GCGAAGCCUGAGCCAUAGUUCAUUCCAUUCACGUUGCAAGGGACAACGACACAAGCGCCGCGGAGCAACGAGGUGGAGCGAUUCGUACAAGCGUCCGCGCCGAUAUUGAGAUGCUGGGGCUCGGUCGAUGUCUUUCACCGCUGAAACCGGAUUCAGUUGAGGAGCGCGGCCUUGCCUAUCUCAACGACGCUUCGCAGCAGUAUGCUAGCGUUGCAAAAGCAGAAGUAGACCGAUCGGCGCCUGUUGCGGUGACAUACAGAGUAAAUACAUGUCUAGACAUAGAGCCAGGCAGACCCAGACAGAGCGGAGGUUUCGAGCAUAAAUCGUGAAGGGGUCGUAAUAA
Molecule: messenger RNA, 343 nt
Organism: Baudoinia panamericana UAMH 10762
Lineage: Eukaryota; Fungi; Ascomycota; Dothideomycetes; Mycosphaerellales; Teratosphaeriaceae
Exons: 1
Coding region: 111-329 (72 amino acids)
Source: RefSeq, a predicted model, not a curated record